AUGGGCAACAAAUCUUACACACAUAUGGCAGCUGAAUAUGAUCCAUUGAAUUGGAAUGUUUAUUUCGAAUGUCGAGUAUACAAAAUAUUUAUUCCAAUAGAGAUCAUCAAUUAUUAUUUUCCACGUAGACUCCUCGCGUAUUCUACACAUACACAAGAAGAUAAAAUGAAUCGAUUAUAUUUUCUGUCUAGAGAAGUUGGUAUGAUCACUCGUACACCAUUUGAUGAUUAUAUCGAUCACAUACCGCAUCUAGUACCAUUUGGUUACGUUCUCGAAGAACUGUCAAGAGAAAUCGAUGCUACAAUACGUUACAAUUUUGUUAUUGCAGAUAAUUAUGCCAUAUUUAUCCGAAUGCCUCAUUUUAGAGACAGAUCUUCUCGUCUACUAUGCAAGCAUAUAACAAUAUCAAGUCGUGCACCAUUUGUCCGGUAUGCAGGCGAAAUCUGGUAUAGUAGAAAUGGUCAUUUUGUAGUAAAUAAUUCUUCCGGUACGUAUCGGCCACCAGAUCGAUUGAUCAAACAAGUGCUUACAUUCUUUCAUCAUUUAUCGCCGAAUGCAUAUUUCGACGGAGUGAGUUUUCGAAAUAGAACCUGA
Messenger RNA from Adineta ricciae, 594 nucleotides. NCBI's taxonomy places the organism in Eukaryota, Metazoa, Rotifera, Eurotatoria, Adinetida, Adinetidae. The record is from the annotation of a GenBank genome assembly.